GUCUGGUUAUUUUCUCAUUUUGUCGCCUCGCAAGAGCAGUCACGACUGCAGCUCGGAUAAAGGAGCCGGAACGGUGGACUUGGCCCCCGAUGCGCCCGUGGAUCACCAGGUACAGCCCCGAGUGGCGUCGUGGGAUGACCACAUCGUCUUGAUCUCGUCCAUCUCAUGAAGGAGCAUGCGUCGCCAUGAUGUUAUACAACCCUCCUGAUGGACACGAAAGGGCAGAUUGGUACGUAGUUGUGGCAAGCCUUGAGUCGGAUGCUGCGGAACGGUGUUAUCAGGUUCGCGUGAGACAAUGAUGUCAUGGCCAACAUCCAUUUAAAAUCAGUAAUUUAGGAGUGCGACUGACUAUGGUGAUUGACCUGACCUGAAAAAGACAUCUCAUAAGAAAUCUCUGUUCCACAACAGCACACACUAUCUGCGGUACAUCAGGGUUCAGCACCAUGGUCUACAACAUCACCGAGAAAGAGACCCAACCGACGGUAUGGAGCCACAUCAACGGCCCCGAGUCGGCCAUGCUGGACCGCUACUGCGUGUCCGAGCUGUGCAAGGGCUGGCCCGUGUACCGCGACGCCUCGGAAUGGAACCACUACCGCGAUCUAUUCGUCAAGGACGGCGCGUUCGUCUUCACCACCUGGAGCGGCGGCCUCCCAAUCGACGACUUCAUCUCCGUAUCCAUCAAAGGCCGCGCAAACGGCGACCACAUCAUGCACCGCGAGAACGGCACGCUGGUCGACCUCAACCCCUCCACGGGGCGGGCGAUCGGCAAAAUGAAGGCCACAAUCACCCAGCGUUUCUCCUGGGACGGCGUCGAGUUCGACGUGGACUGCGACUGCCGUUUCAUCAACUUCUGCGUCAAGCAAAACGGCGAAUGGAAGGUGGUGUACAUCAAGCUAUUCUACGAGAAGGACCGAGUGGCGCCCGCGGACGGACACACGGUGCCGACGUUCGACGCGGCCGAGCUGGAGAGGUACCCCAAGGGGUAUCAGUAUCUGGCGGUGGCGCAGGCGCGACUGGGACAUCCGAUCCUGGGGGACCUGCCGACGAUGGAUAAUGAGGCGUUCUUUGCGCUGUAUCGGGCGAUGGAUGCGUGGCUGGAGGGGAGGGCUGUGGGGGAUUUGUUGGGGAUUCCCAGGGACGCGGAGCCGAGGUAUUGA
Molecule: messenger RNA, 1157 nt
Organism: Aspergillus heteromorphus CBS 117.55
Lineage: Eukaryota; Fungi; Ascomycota; Eurotiomycetes; Eurotiales; Aspergillaceae
Product: nuclear transport factor 2 family protein
Exons: 2
Coding region: 444-1157 (237 amino acids)
Source: RefSeq, a predicted model, not a curated record